UUCCACCUUAGCUUGCCUCUUGAUGCCGAACAGGCUUGGAUAAUAGAAACAUCAAGUGGAUACGAAUAUGACUUCGUGUAUGAAAACUCAACCUGCACAGAUAUCCAGGACACGAAUAAACCUUCCGAAGGUACCACCAGUAUGGGAAAAAAGGGAAAUUCAGCACAAGGGACCGAACAACAUUGUAACUCCACCACUAUUGUACAACGAAACCAGAAGGAUAAAACAGAAACUAGAGAACAGAAAAUUAAAACUUUGAAAGCGCUUCUUCGCAAGCAAGAAAAAGCUGUCAAUAAAUUAAGGCCUGAUGCUUAUAAGAAAACAAACAAUCAAGCAUCAGCGUCUCUUGAGAAAGUAAAGAAUUUUUCUAAAUCUUCAAAGGGAAAUCGCCCACCGACAAAACGACAGCGCGGAGGAGAUAUGGGGACUAAUGCUCGCAGAAGCAAAAGGAAAAAAGUGGAGAAUACUAAAGUCACAGCUUACAGAGAUGUUGACAUCCUGAUGAGCAGAGGAGACCUAAUGACUAAAGAUGAGUUUCUAGCUUGUGUUGGACUCAUCAGAGUGGCAAAGUUCCACUAG
Molecule: messenger RNA, 579 nt
Organism: Porites evermanni
Lineage: Eukaryota; Metazoa; Cnidaria; Anthozoa; Scleractinia; Poritidae
Source: the annotation of a GenBank genome assembly